This is a messenger RNA of Ostertagia ostertagi, 432 nucleotides long. The record is from the annotation of a GenBank genome assembly. NCBI's taxonomy places the organism in Eukaryota, Metazoa, Nematoda, Chromadorea, Rhabditida, Trichostrongylidae.
AUGCUGUUAUUGUUGCCGCUUCUUUGGGGCACAUGGGUUGGGAUCCUGGGUCGUGCCUGUCUUGGGUUACCGACAACGGGGCUUGCAUUCACAGAUGCGCUCAAACAUGAUGGCUACAUAGUCGCCAUCUACAGUUUCGGAAUGGGAGCAGCUGAGAUAUUCGUAUCGACGGCACUCGUGCUAAUAUUAUUAUCCGUUCCCGAUAUGGCCACCAUUAAGCCGACAACCGAUCAGUCACUGCUCAUCACACCAAGCAGAAUCGUGGUCGUUAUUACUGGAUUUCUAAUGGGUAUGGGAGAUUUCACUAUCACCAUGGGUCGAGCGGUGAUCUGUCAAGUGGCCGUGCCUAAUGCUCGCAUGCAAGUCUUCUCCAUGAGUCGACUUUAUCAGGAGAACAUCCCAUCUACGAAAACGACUCACCAGCCCGUAUAG